AUGGCGCCCCCCAAAGCAGCCAUCAGCGAUGAGCAUUCAGCUCCGGACCUAGAAAUUGUCGGCAAGCAGGUCACCAUCCAUCCCUCUGGCUUUACGGGCGGGCCCGACUCUCAACAUGACACGAUUACCGAACGAAACCUCGUGCGCCAUAUGGCGCGAUUCCGCGCAAACCCCCUUGAAUUCCUUCGCGAAGUGAGCUUGUAUAUGUCGGGUACUGGCUGGCGCGCAUAUGAUGAUGUGAUUGGACAACCUGUCUUCUACUCGGGCUUCGGCGAGAGGAUGAAGUCUGCCAUCCUGGCUAGUCCAAUGUUGCAGGACAAGGUCAGAGAGCUGGCCAAUACUCGGCUUUCCGUAGAGGAAAAGGAAGGCCUGGUUGCGAUCAAAGAAGGAGCGAAUAUGGACGAGAAGCGGGCGCGACGCCGACAUGAGCUCGAAAGCGGCCUUCGCGAGGUGGUGGACACUAUGAUGGACAAUAUGAUUUGCAAGAUGGAAAGCAAGACGUUCAUUCGAGGCGCGUACUACAUGUGCACUCAACUCCUGACUCGAGCCUAUCACCAGGGUAUCCACGUAUCCAGUGAGGAGGUUCUGCGUCUACGAUCCGUAGCGGAGACUGCGGCGAAGAACAAGCAAUCUAUUGUGUUUCUCCCGUGCCACAAGUCUCAUGUGGACUAUGUCUCUCUACAGCUCAUCUGCUACCGCCUGGGGAUUGGUCUGCCGGUUGUUGUCGCAGGCGACAAUCUCAACAUUCCUCUAUUGGGCCCAUUCUUGCAGCAUGCAGGUGCCAUGUGGAUUCGACGCAGCUUUGGAAAUGACCCGCUCUAUCAUACUGUCGUUCAGGCUUACAUUGACACUCUUCUUCAACAAGGGUUCAAUUUUGAAUGCUUUAUUGAAGGCGGCCGAUCCCGGACAGGAAAGCUUCUUUCACCCAAAUUUGGUAUCUUGAACUUCAUCGUUGAAAGCGUGUUGUCUGGUCGCGUCAAGGACACCAUAAUUUGCCCUGUCAGUACGCAGUACGACAAGGUCAUUGAGACAGAAUCCUAUAUUAGCGAACUUCUAGGCCAACCCAAGCAGAAAGAGAAUCUGGCGGAUCUCUUGUCAUCUUCCUCUGUAUUGUCCUUGAAACUGGGUCGAGUCGAUGUUCGGUUCCACGAACCCUGGAGUUUGCGAGAAUUUUUGUGCCAACAGCUUUCCCGACUCAACCUCUCGGGUAUAGGCAGCGAUCUAAACCUUGCCCAUACCGAACGCGGUCGGAUCCUCAGAACGUUAGGAUAUCGCGUCCUGUCCGAAAUCAAUGAUGUUUCAGUAAUGAUGCCACCCGCGCUUGUCGGAACUGUUCUUUUAACGCUUCGGGGUCGUGGUGUUGGUAAGGGCGAAUUGGUGAGACGAUUGGAUUGGCUUUGUGACCGCGUGCGAGCUAAAGGUGGUCGGGUUGCCCACUUCUACCGCUCACCGACAGAAAUGGUGGUUGAUCGUGCCCUCGAUGUACUUGGACCUAAGCUAGUCGGUGUGAUCUCAGGAUUGGUGGAACCCACCUACUAUGCCGUUGAUCGCUUCCAACUAUCUUUCUAUCGCAACAUGCUCAUUCAUCUCUUCAUUACCGAGGCCUUGGUCUCUGUUGCGAUGUACACGAAGAUCAAGCAAGGCGGCGGGCCUACUAACCAGCGAAUCACAUUUGAAGCGCUAAAGGCCCAAGUCUCAUUCCUUUCGCAGCUCUUCCGUGGUGAAUUUAUCUUUCCUCCCGAGGGCUUAAUCACCAAUUUGGAAAAGACGUUGCACAGCCUGGAGGCGGAUGAUGUUAUUAGCAUUACCCGUGACAGUGCUGGUGUUCCGCAAUACGUAGAGCUGAGCGAUGCUGAGCGAACAUGCGGUCGAGAGAACUACGAUUUCUAUUGCUUCUUGAUCUGGCCUUUCAUUGAAGCAUCGUGGCUCGGUGCAGUGUCUCUCGUGGGGCUCACUCCUCCUUCGGAUGGUCCUCGAGAUAUCUGGAUAGAUAACAAGAAGGCACAGGACAGUGCCCAACUGCUUGGCAAAACUCUCUAUCACCAGGGAGAUCUUUCAUAUUUCGAAGCUGUCAACAAGGAAACCCUCAAGAACUCUUAUCAACGCUUCGAGGAAGAGGGGAUCAUUCUUGUAUCCAAGAACAAGGAGUCUCGCGCUGGCCCAUCACUGAGACUCGCCCCAGAGUGGACACCAGAGCGAGAUCCAGAUACUGGAAAGGUCCUUCCUCGCGGGCGUCUAUGGGACUUUACCGAGUUGAUCGCCCAAUCACGUCGCGAAGGUAAAAAUCGCCGUGAUGGUGCGACAGUCUCGUCGCGUGUUUUGACCAUGUCAGACGCUGUUGGGCGUGAGCUGUUCUUUAUCGCUGCGGCCCCAGCACCCGCCGAUGUAUCUUCUCGACAAAUGCGUCGCAAGGCAAUUGGCACUGAGUCGAAACUUUAG
Messenger RNA from Penicillium cataractarum, 2439 nucleotides. Its product is annotated as lysophospholipid acyltransferase family protein. NCBI's taxonomy places the organism in Eukaryota, Fungi, Ascomycota, Eurotiomycetes, Eurotiales, Aspergillaceae. The coding region runs from base 1 to 2439 and encodes 812 amino acids. Gene Ontology annotation, cellular component: mitochondrial membrane. The transcript has 6 exons. The record is from RefSeq and is a predicted model, not a curated record.